Molecule: messenger RNA, 627 nt
Organism: Acanthamoeba castellanii str. Neff
Lineage: Eukaryota; Discosea; Longamoebia; Acanthamoebidae
Product: riboflavin biosynthesis protein RibD Cterminal domain protein
Exons: 1
Coding region: 1-627 (208 amino acids)
Biological process (GO): riboflavin biosynthetic process
Molecular function (GO): 5-amino-6-(5-phosphoribosylamino)uracil reductase activity
Source: RefSeq, a predicted model, not a curated record
AUGCAGCGUGCCAAGUGUUCGGUGUUCAUCGCCACGAGCCUGGACGGCUUCAUCUCCCGCACCGACGGCAGCAUCGACUGGUUGAACAAGGCCAACAAGUUGAUGCCCCCCGGCGAGGACUGCGGCUACGCCCAGUUUAUGUCCACCGUCGAUACGCUGGUCAUGGGGCGCAACACCUUCGAUCAGGUCCGCACCUUCGACCCGUGGCCCUACGGCCUCACGCCCGUCGUCGUCCUGACCAGCCACCCCCUCGACCUGGCCCUACCCUCGCUGGUCUCGGACACCGUCAGCGCGUCGAGCGACCCGCCCGAAGCCGUCGUUGAGCGGCUCACGGCCGAGGGCAAGCGACACCUCUACGUUGACGGCGGGCGGACUGUGCAGAGCUUCCUCGCUGCGGGCCUGGUCGACGAGCUCAUCAUCACCACCAUCCCCGUGCUCCUGGGCGCCGGAAGGCCCCUCUUCGCCAACGUCGGCUCGAGUGGCGGCGGCGGCGGCGGCGACGUGGAGCUGGCGCAUGUGGCGACCCGCGCCUUCGACUUUGGCUUCGUGCAGAGCAAGUACCGGGUGAAGAGAGAUGGCGAUGAUGAAGAUGGUGAUGACGAUGGAAAGAGGCAAGAGCAAGCUUGA